AUGAGCACAGAUAAGGAAAAUCUCUCUAACAAUAAUCCAUAUUCAUCAUGGCACAGUUCUAAGAAGUAAAAAUAAUUAGAAGACAAAAGUAACACAUACAUGUCACAAUAAAAUUCCUCUAAAAAUCUAAACAAAAAUGUAAGUUAAUCAAGCUAGAAGACUAACAAUAAUAAUCGCAAUAAUAAUAGAAAAAAAAGGGGUUAUCAGUAAAAUGUAGAGCAUGUGUAUGUUCGAAAAGAUCUUGUUUAAACAAUAUCUUAGAGUUGUAAUAUUUAAAAAAAUUCAAAUAAUGAUAAUCCUAAUCAGUAUAAAUAAUAAGAUUCAAGAUAAGUUGAGAACAGAAGCCUAAAUAAAACAAAUCUAAGAUAAUAUUAAAAUUAAUAAAAUAAUUUUAAAAAUGAAGAACUCAUAAAUAUGAAAGCAAACAUUGGAUAGGAAUAAAUAAAAGAACAAAAUAUUUAAGCUAGAACAAACUAAAAAUAAUAAGUGUAAGAUUUUAAGAAUGAAUGGAGUUCUGAUCCAAAAAAAUACUUAACUUAAAAAUUCUACAAAAAUGAAGAUAAAUGUUAUAAUGAAACAUAUAAUAUUUAUAGUGGGAAAAAAGGAUAGAUUUAAGAAGUACUAUUGGUAGCUGAAAAACCUUCUGUAGCUAGAAAAAUUGCAUCCGCUUUAUCAAAUAAAACAUCCAAAAAAAGAUAAGGGAAAGUUAGAUAUCUACCUGUCUAUGUAUAUGAAGGUAGAUUCAAAGGAUAGAAAACCAUUUUUAAGGUAACUAGUGUAACUGGUCAUGUUUAUGAUUUAGAUUUUCCUUAAAAGCUUAAAGAAAAUUGGAAUGAAAUUAAUCCUGUGUAAUUAUUUUCAUCAGAUACAUUAAAGAUUCCAAGCAAGCAUAAUAUUGUGAGGCAUUUAGAAUCAGAAGCAAGAAAUUGUUCUUACCUACUUCUUUGGCUUGAUAAUGAUAAAGAAGGAGAAAACAUAUGCUUUGAAGUAAAAUAAAUUUGUGAAAAAGUUAUGUGUUUCAAAGGAGAUAAUGUAUAGUAAGUAUUGAGAACAAGAUUUUCUUCUCUGACAAAGUAAGAUAUAAUAAAAGCAUUUAAUGGAACUACUGAUCCUCCUAACGUUAACGAAUCGAAAGCUGUAGAUGCUCGUAGAAUUAUUGAUCUAAAAAUAGGUGCUUCUUUCACUAGAUAUUAAACUCUUUUCUUUAGAAAUAAAUAUCCUGAUUUAAACAAAAGGACUAUUUCUUUUGGUCCAUGCUAGACACCAACGCUUGGGUUUUGUGUGGAAAGAGAGGAUUAAAUCAAAAAAUUCAUCCCAAGUUUACUCUAUAAAGUAAAGUUAACACUUUAGGGAAGUGAUAAUAAAACUUAAAUGUUAGCUUAUAGUGAACAAAAAGAAACACUUUCUAAAGAAAAAGCUUAAUACAUAUUCUAAAGUAUUAAACUUGAAAAACACAUUUAAAUAGUAUCUGUUUCAUCUGAGACUUUAGUAGAAGAAUGCCCAGUUGGUCUAAAUACAGUUGAAAUGCUGAAAGCUGCAUCAAGUAGCUUGAAUAUGAGUCCACAACAAACUAUGGAUGCUGCUGAAAAUCUAUAUUUAAAAGGAUUUAUCACAUAUCCUAGAACAGAGUCAACGGCUUAUUCAAGCUCAUUUAAUUUCAAAAAAGUUUUGUCAAGUCUAUAGCAAGAUAUAGAAUAUGGGAAAUUCGCAUAAAAUCUACUUAAUGAUGGUUAUAUAAUACCACAAAAAGGAAAUGAUACGGAAGAUCAUCCACCUAUUACUCCAACUUCAAACUAUCCAAGACCAGAAAAUGAGGGUUUAAUAAGCCCAUAAGAAAAAUAAUUAUAUGAUUACAUUUCAAAACAUUUCAUAGCAAGCUUGUACGAUGAUUAUGAGUAUAAGAAAUUAAACAUAACAUGUCAAGUGAAAAAUUACUAAUUUAUCUCUGAAGCUAUUAGAGUAGAAAAAUAAGGAUAUACAAAAGUUAUUAAGUCAACUUAACUCGAUUAAAACAUCAUCUAAAUUGAUGUAAAGUAAAGUAGUAAAUUCUAAAUAAAAAACAUAAGUAUUGAAGAAGAAUAUUCAUCUCCUCCUCGUUAUUUAUCAGAAUCUGAGCUUAUUGAUUUAAUGUCAAAAAAUUCUAUUGGUACUGAUGCCUCAAUACCUACUCAUAUACAAAAUAUUGUUGAUAGAAAAUAUGUUGAAAUUGAUCAAAAAAAUAGAACCUUAAUACCAACAUAAUUAGGAAGAUCUAUUAUAGAUGGUUAUAGAAAAAUAGACGAAGAACUUGUUUCACCAUAAAUUAGAGCUUAAAUUGAAAAUUCAGUUAAUUAGAUUGCUAAAGGUGAUAAGGAAUUUUCUUAGGUAUUAAAUGAAUCAUUAGGUUUAUUUUAAAAUAAAUACAUCAAUUUUGUUUAUAAUAUUAAAAAUAUGGAUAAUUUAGUCGGAUUAUUCUGCAAAACUUAUAAAGAAGUACUUUAGACAGCAAAACCUCUAAGUAAAUGCGGUUUUUGUUAAAGCAUCAUGAAAUUUAUAGAAUAAUCUGAAUAAGUGGUUUGUCAAAAAUGUGAUAUUAAAUUUUAUUUGCCUAAGAGUGGAGAUUUAAAAAUAAGCGAAGAUAAGAUUUGCCUUAAAGAUAAUUUUUAAAUCAUCUAAUUCACAUCUUAAAACUCAAAUGAAGGUGUAAUUGAUAUCUGUCCAAAUUGUUACUCAGAUUAAUUUUACAGAAAGCAAAAAAAAUACUAAUUAUGA
Messenger RNA from Tetrahymena thermophila SB210, 2751 nucleotides. RefSeq names its product DNA topoisomerase I. Gene Ontology annotation, cellular component: nucleus. The record is from RefSeq and is a predicted model, not a curated record. NCBI's taxonomy places the organism in Eukaryota, Ciliophora, Oligohymenophorea, Hymenostomatida, Tetrahymenidae. The transcript has a single exon. Gene Ontology annotation, molecular function: DNA binding; DNA topoisomerase type I (single strand cut, ATP-independent) activity. Gene Ontology annotation, biological process: DNA topological change.